AUGGUUGGCAUUACAGCUCCCUCUGCUAAUAUCAAUGUAAUUGGAAUGACGCAGUACAGAAGAAGGUGCUUGAAAGCAACAGAAAAUGCUUCUCAUGGAGUAACACUGCAGGAUAUUGAAGAGUUCCACGGUAGGGAGUCAGCACCUCACUGGACUUCUUUGCAACUGCCUGAGGACAAUUUCUAGACCACAGCAAUCGGCAUCAAUAGAAAAACCAAGAACCAAAAAAUCAUACCAAGCAGGGUUCAAAGGGAAAAAAUACAGUACUGGUCGAUGACUCCACCCCAAAUGAAUGGUGUGUAGUACCUGUCCCCUUGGCUCAGAGUAUUUGUGUGUGACGUUUGAUUUCCUGACCAGCAAAAGUGGAAUGUGGCCAUAAAACUAGUUUAAGAUGAAGAAAUGCAGAGACAACAUUCAGUAACACAAGCAAAUCGAUCCUGCCAUACGUAUCCUUUGGGUCAAGAUACCAGUGCUAUGUAAGAGGACACUAGAUGCAUGUGUAAAGUCUAUAGUGUCUUCUGAUUCCUUUCUCCUUGGACUCCUCUUGCUGAAGACUGGCUGGGUUUGUUGUGUGACUAUUUACUGGUGGAAAUUGCAUCCUGGCCUUCAGUGCUGUCAUUCAUGGGAACCUGCAACUUGAACUUUGGAAGAAAUUAAAAGACUAGCGGAAGAAAUUAAAAGACUAGCAGAAGGAAAAAAAGAUAUUACUCAUGAAAAAAUGUCAACAAAUGAGCAAAGUCCUCGGCACAGUAAAGCCAGGACCAUGCAACGAGCCUCAACGUUCGAUCUGUCUUCAGAUAUGUUAAGUUUAUCACUGGCAGCUAACAGCCAGGAUCCAGAUGAACCUAUUUUGGAAUUUAGUUUAGCAUGCAGUGAGUUGAUCACUCCCUCCUUGGACCGGAAGCCUAAUAGUUUUGUAGCAGUAAGCGUGACAACCCCUCCACAAGCUUUCUGGACAAAGCAUGUGCAAACUGAGAUAAUAGAGGGUACCAACAAUCCCAUUUUUCUAAGCAGUGUUGCAUUUUUCCAGGACUCCCUCAUUAAUCAAAUGACACAAAUGAAACUUUCAGUGUAUGACGUCAAGGACAGAUCUCAGGGAACUAUGUAUCUGUUGGGUUCUGCAACAUACGUGGUAAAGGAUUUGCUAAAGGAAAAGAAUCACAGAUUGCACCUGACACUACGGUCUGCUGAAAAUGAGCGUGUGGGUAAUAUUACUGUGAUAGCAUGGCAGAUGGAAGACAAAGUUGAAGACAAGAUUCCUGUGAGCAGAUCACCUGAUACCAUAAAUGGAAGGACUGUGUUGCCAGUUGAUGAAAGCUUAACGGAAUCUUUGAGUAUUCGCUCAAAACACUCUUCACUGAAGAAAGAUGCACUAUUAAAAUCAGUGUUUGGAGGGGUUAUCUGUCGGAUGUACCGUUUUCCUACAACGGAUGGGAACCACCUACGGAUACUGGAACAGAUGGCAGAGAGCAUGUUAUCACUUCAUAUCCCCAGGCAGUUUGUCAAAUUGGUCAUUGAAGAGGAUGCAGCAAGGAUAUGUGAGCUGGAUGAUCUGGGUGAGCUGUCACCCUGCUGGGAGAAUCUUCGACGGCAGAUAGUUACUCAGUACCAAACUCUAAUAAUAAAUUACCAGGAGAAUUUAACAGAAUUGCACCAAUAUAAAGGUCCAUCUUUCAAAGCAAGCAGUUUAAAAGCUGAGAAGAAAUUAGAAUUUGUACCCACAAAUUUGCACAUACAGCGGAUGCGAGUUCAAGAUGACUCUGGCGCAGAUCAGACCUAUGACAUCAUUACUAUUGGGGCACCUGCAGCGCACUGCCAGGCCUUCAAAACAGGUGGCUUAAGGAAACUUCUGGUCAAGUUUGUGGAAGCCAAGAAAAAUUCAUCAUCUAGUUCCCAGUCUAUAGUAUACAUACCACAAGAUAUAGUAAGAGCUAAAGAAAUUAUAGCAAGUAUUAAUACCCUUAAAACACAAGUCAGUUACUAUGCAGAACGACUAUCGAGAGCAGCCAAGGAAAGAUCUGCAAAUGGCCUUGAAAGAACACUGGCAAUACUGGCAGACAAGACGAGGCAACUGGUCACCGUUUGUGACUGUAAAUUACUGGCAAAUGCUGUUGAAGCCCUUAAUGCUGCCAGACCCAACUAUAUUGCUUCCAAAUCAUCCCCGUCAGGAGAAGCAGACCAAGUGAUGCUCCGGAAUGACCAAGACACCCUCAUGGCUAAAUGGGCAGGCAGGAACAGUCGCUCUUCCCUGCAUAUUAGCUGGCAUGAGGAGGAAUGGGAGAAAGUGUGGCUUAAUGUUGAUAAAAGUUUGGACUGUAUUAUUCAGAGAGUAGACAAACUUCUCCAGAAGGAGCGGUUACGCAGCGAGAGCAGUGAAGAUGUCUUUCACUGUGACACUACUUCUGCCAGCAAGAAAGGUAACCUAGAGCAUCGAGCGUACUGGAUAAAUCCAGGGGCCUUAGAUGAGAAAUGUUCUCAAUCUCCACCAUCAUGUCGUUCUUCCAAUAAGAGAGCUGCGUAUUGCCACUCCACUGCAGAGGAGCCCUCUGAAGGUGAGUGGAGUGAAGCACUUUAUCCUUUGCUGACGACACUCACAGACUGCGUAGCCAUGAUGAGUGACAAAGCAAAGAAAGCAAUGGUCUUUCUCCUGAUGCAAGAUAGUGCCCCUACAAUAGCAAUGGACUUGACCAUACAGCACCGCAGAGAUGUGGUCUUUUGUCAGACUCUAACAGCCCUUAUCUGUGGGUUUAUCAUCAAACUAAGAAACUGCCUUCGUGAUGAUGGAUUUUUGCGCCAGCUUUACACUAUUGGCUUGUUGGCACAAUUUGAAGGUCUUCUAAGCACUUAUGGGGAGGAACUCGCUAUGCUUGAAGAUAUGAGUACAGGAAUUUCGGAUUUACGGAAUGUGACUUUUAAGGUAAUCCAGGCUCUCUCUACUUCAUCAGUUGACAUGCUGCCAGUCAUUACUGGAAAUAGAGAUGGGUUUAAUGUGCGAAUUCCACUGCCAGGCGCUAUGUUUGAUGCCUUACCUCGGGAAAUACAGAGUGGAAUGUUACUUCGAGUGCAGCCAGUGCUAUUUAACGUGGGGAUCAAUGAACAACAAACACUUGCUGAAAAAUUCGGAGAUACGUCCUUGCAAGAAGUAAUUAAUGCAGAGAGUUUGGGCCGCCUGAAUUCCUACUAUGAACAGUUCAAGGAGGUUCUGCCUGAUGAUUGUCUACCUCGAUCCCGGAGUCAGACAUGUCUGCCUGAACUGUUGAGAUUUCUUGGCCAAAAUGUCCAUGCAAGGAAAAACAAGAAUGUAGAUAUCCUUUGGCAAGCUGCUGAGAUUUGUCGUAGAUUAAAUGGUGUUCGAUUUACAAGCUGUAAAAGUGCCAAGGACCGGACAGCUAUGUCAAUCACUCUGGAACAGUGCCUGAUCCUGCAGCAUGAGCAUGGCAUGGCUCCUCAGGUCUUCACGCAAGCCCUGGACUGCAUGAGGAGCGAGGGAUGUCGCCGAGAAAACACCAUGAAGAAUGUUGGAUGUCGCAAGUACGCAUUUAACACUCUACAGUUGAAGGCUUUUCCAAAACAUUACAGGCCACCAGAAGGAACCUUUGGAAAAGUCGACAGUUAAAAUUAGGAAAAAGACCUUAACCAAACGUCACUCCCAUGAAUGACUACUCGUUUAUAGUGAUAGCUGUGGGGAUUUUUACAAUGAAAUGUGUAUAGUGAACAUAGCUGUCAACCAAAAAAAAAGUAGUUUGUUGAACAGUUAAAUGUUUCUUGAAGAUGCAAAUGUUCCACAGAAUCAUCCAAAUUGGUCUUUUUCCUCUAUAAAUGUAGAGCAUGCUCUUUUGGCUAGUUUGUCAAGAUGUACUAUAAUAUAUGAUAGAGUAGAUUGUGGGGUUACUAUUUUAAAGCAAUCUGCAUAUUUAAAAAAAAUUAGAACUACAGCAGUAUAUGGGAAGUCCUUCCUCUGCACAAUCUUGUCAGUACAGUCUGGCUGGACAGUGUGGGCAUUAUUUGGAGUUGAGUGCAAACUAUUACAACUGCAUGCACAUUUCAGAUGGUUUGCUAGAAACUUGGCCUCAUGUUUUAAAAGAACAGAUGGUGCUUAUUUUGAAGAUGUGCUGAUGUUGGCGACUGGCAGUGAAAUAGUUGCUUAAAUUCUCCAUUUUACUGACAGUCAUAUAGAUGCAACGAUGAUGUGGCUUUCCACAGACUUCCCAAAUUACAACAAUAAGUGCAGCUUUACAGAAUGUAUGUAUCUAUGUACCUGCUUCUUAUUCAAAGCAGGAGAAGUACAGAAUCAGUAAUGUGUUGUAGGAAAUGGGUGUUGUUUAGUCAGAGAUAGAAACAAGUUUUCUCCUAAAGCAUUGUUUAUGUGAGAAAUGUGAAUGCAGAAAGAGUAAAGAGAGAUUUUAAGAGUUGCUCUGACAGUGCAAAAUCUUGAUUGCAUUAAGAAUAUGUACAUGAGGUAAGUCAUGGGUGAGAAACUACCAUGGAAUACCAUACUGGCAUUCAUUUCUCUGCCUCACUCCACUUGCUUCACAUUAGGAACAUGCAGAUUCGCUUUAGAUGUUUUGUCACCAUUCCAGAUACUGCAGCCAGAUCCCUUUAUACUUGCUGUUGCCCAAAUCAUAUUGCAAUUCACGUUGCCUAAUCUUGUGCUAACAAAUCAUGUUAUCUCUUGUCCUAUUAUAUAUGCCCUUGUACAAAAAUGCUUGCUUUGCAUUUUUUUUUGCUUUGCAAUGACAUUGUAUUCUUUUAAUCAUAACCCCAGUUAAAAAUUUCAAACCAACUGCCAAAAAAGGAAUGUAGACAGACCCUAUUGGAAAUGAUUGAUUAAAUAUGACUUUAGGUCUGAUGAACGUAUUUCAGUGAACUUGGUCUAUUCUUAACGAAAUCUUCAUGGUUGUUGCACAGCAUUUUUGUUUCCUUGCAGAAAGAAUGUUCUCAACUACCUUGAGAAGUGUAUGGGAUUGUCUAAGUGCAAAUUCUGUGGAUCAAUGAAGAGUUAUAACCUCCUCAGAGUAGUUUGGGAAAAUUAGUUUGAUCUCUAGCAUCCAGAAUGCAGUACAUAUCUGCCAGUCUACUUGUAAUUGUACACAUUCCAAGUGGUACUCUGUAGACUUCUGCAAUUAGACAAUAUAUAGGAAUUUUAAAAUUUUUCAUAUUUACUUUCAAAUGCACAUACCUGCAUUAAAGCACUUAAGUCACAGAGGGCUCUUGUAUGUAAAGCCCCAAGUAAAUCAAGUCAAAGGCAUUUUUAUUACACUUAAUUUUAAGGGAAUUAUACGUGAAUUUAAUUUAUAGUGUUUACGAAGUUUUUAACCUUUUUAUGUAGAAUAUAUUCAUUGCUGUUUUACAAGAUGCAAGAGAAAGAUGGCACUGAAACUAAUUGAAUAAGAAAACUGUAGAAGGAAAUUUGUAAAACUUUGCAGUUUCUGCUGCUCCAAUUCCAUUGCAUAUGAAGAUUUUCCAUGCACCAUUGCAGAGGAUAGAAUUAUAAAACCCAAACAACAAGAGCUUUACCAGAAGAAGGUGCAGAUGAAAUGCAGAUAUGGCUUCACUAAACCAAUUUUCUUUAUGAUUUUGUUCGCAUUUUUUCAAAGUAGCAACUUGUGCAACGUUAGAGUCUUGUCUGAAUUCAAAAGCAUGUCAAGCGUAUGUUCUGCUGAAUAGAGAUUGAUCAGUUUGCAAAACAGACUGUACUUGAGAAUAUUAGUAUAGAUGAGGAAAGUAAGUUGUAUUUGUACACACUUGAUUAUGUUGUAUUAUACUUGCAAAUCCUGUAAAUUAACUGUGUAUUCCAUAUCUUACUGUGAGAUGCAGUUAUGAUUUAAGUUGCACAUUUUUCAUGUAUAUAUUGUAUAUGAAAAUAUCAUUUGGUCUGAAACUUUUCACAUUUUAUGUUACCUUUAAUGAGUUUAUUUAUGUUUUGCAGUUAUCAAACUGUUAGAUGUAUCUUACCUGUAGGAUUAUUUUUGUUUCCUACAAUUACAUUAGAUUCAAGUAAGUUGUAAUAAUAUGCUUCUCACCUGUGGUAUGAAAUAUUAAAAAGGAAACUGACAAGUCGCUUAUCUUCAACUGUGCUCCAAGUCUUUGUUAGAUACACCAAGGUAUUUGUAGAUAUAACUUACUGCUCUUUGAAUUUCUGUUGGACAAUAUUUUAGUACCAUAUUAGGGGAAGAUAUUUCAAUAAUAGAUCUCAUCAAACCAGAAACCUGGUCUGUUCUGAAUUACCAGGGCAACAGACAAGGUAUUGCAAUUAGCCUUUGUCUAAAAAAUCACCCAAGGUUCCCAUUCCCAUUGCUCUUGGUGGUAAAUUAUAUUAUUAUUGAUUAUUACCAUUAGGUUUGAUCAUGGCAAGACUCAUAUUCUGUCUCCAAAUGGCUCCAGCAGCAAUGUUGGAUCAACUCAGAACCAAGACAUUGACUUCUUAUCUCUGGAUAUACAAUUAAAUGGCCAUGUACUAAUUAAAGGCAUCCUGGCAAUGAAUGCAGUACCACAGCAACUUUUAUUGACACUGUUCCUUUUUGUAAGGUUUAUUUCCUCACUGAAGGAUGAUUCCAAGAGAAGUGGGAUUUGUCUGUUACCCCAGCAUUUGUCUGUGAGUAGUAACAUUAGAUGUUGCUUGAUUAUUUGCACAGGGACAUAUUUCACAGUUCAGCAUAAGCAUGUCCUCAGCCAUUGUACCCCAAUCCACACAUGCAAGAAUUGGGCUGCAGUCUCAGGCCAUUUUUUACCUCCCUGACCCAGGGCUGUAGAAGAUGGGGGUGUCCACUUUGUACAUCCUGCUCAGGUAUUCAUUGAAUAAGUAUGCACAUUGGGAAAGCAGUCUUCCGAUGCCCUCAAGGAGUUUAAUUUCCUUCAGUUAUGACUAUUUUUAAGUACUUUUAACUGCUAUAUGUGCCUGAACGAACUAGAUUUAUGAUUUGUCAUAAUAAAUUUGAGUCUUAUGUAUUAGGCUAACCAAUUAUCUUAAUUCAAAACAAACUGCGUUCCAUCGCAUGUUUCCAGCAUACUGUUACAAUGUAGUUCUAUAGUUUACCAAUUGAUAUGGUUAUCAGUAGGUCUGCUUUUUGAGAUCUGCACACCAAAUUACGACCACCAAUGAAUGCAAAAAUAAUCCUAGAAAGAAUUGCAGAAAUGGUAGCAUGAGAAGGUGUGUAGGAUCUGUAUUUUUACCUAAAAUUCCCCGUCUUUUCAGUGAUUUAAUUCUCAAGAAGUAAUGCGUGGUCUUUUUAAUUUAAAAAAAAAUCUAGAUACAUGUUAAGGUGUUAAUCCACCAGCACUUUCCUUUUAAUGUUUUUAUUUUUGGUGCUUGUGUGUUCAUUCUUGAAUCAACUAAAGGAGUAGGGAGCCAGGUGGUCAGAAUUAGCUCUGAUCUCACAGGAUGUUGGAAUGGAGGUUGAACAGCCCAAGACAUCCACAAAUUCGAAUAGCCUUUGAGAAGAAAUGGCCCUAAUUUGGUUUUGAAAACAUAAUUACGAAAUUUUAAAAAUGUAGAAAUAUUUUGGUUACUAGAGAAAUCAUGAUUGCAAAGAUGUGUAAUGAGUUGAUCACAAAUUGCAUAAGGUGGGAUACAACAGAACUGGCUUGACACUUCUGUUGUGACCCACUGUUCUAAGAUACCAAAUUUUGUUCAAUAUUUCUAAUAAUAAUCUUACCUAAAAUAAGUAAAAUUAUUGUAGAUUCAGUCAUUUUUUAUGCAUUAAACCUAUUUUAAGACCAAUUCCUCCACUAUUUUUUUGCUGCUUCUAACAUUCAAGUCACAUGCCUUUUAUUUGUCAUAAGUAUUCUAUAUUCAAGAAUAUUUAGUUCCUACUCCUGUGCCGAGUCACAUCUCUGAUGCUAUUAACUGCCAUUGUACUUUUAUUUUUAUUACUUUUAUGUAUUUUUCUUCCUGGUGUUGGAAUAGUCAUUGGAGGAGCCUACCGCAGGCAGGGGUAGUCAUUUGUGAUGAGGCCUUCAUUGUGGUCAUUUUCAGAUGUUUGAUUUAAAUAUACCUACUACUUAAAGCCCACAUAAAAGAGUGCCAAAGGGUGUACAUGCAGAAGGGAUGUGUUCUGUCUUUUAUUAAAUGGAUAAUCCCACUUCAUAAGUUUGAUACAGAUGAAAAAAUAUCUGUAAAUACUCCACCUUGCCCUAUCAACCCUGACAUCUACCCAUGAUAGUCUUCCAUUUAUUUUAAAAGAACAUCAAUUUAUAUUGGACCGCUUUAUGUUCUUUGAAUGUCCAAAAGCACUUUACAGAGAAUUAUUAUAGUGCUUGCCAACAAAUAGUACGACUUGGCAUGUGAUAUGAGUACAUGUAUUUACAUUUACCUUUUCAUUUAUGUGGUGGUAAUAGGGGAAGAUAUAAAACAGUGUGAACAAUGUUUAAGCAUCAGCUUGUAUGGUUUAAGUGAAUGACACCAUUGUAUGGAAAGCAGCAAAGACAACAUUACGUCCUCUAGACCAGUGAAUGUAAUCAAGAGGACACGCCACAUCAUGGCUAAGAGGAAGCUCUGUUCACCUGUGUUUAGGAUGAAGAACAGUAGCGGGUUUGGUGUACCUCGUGCGAGCUAACGGUCUGUCAACCCACUGGACACCUGACAAACUGCGGAAAGGUCUCGUGUCUGAUAAAUUCGGGUCACGGUUCUAAGUUUGUUGUAAAGUACUGUGAAAUUUAACACUGAUUAGUGUCUUGAGUUGAUGCACAUGAAGUAUAUUUACCUGUAUUGUGUGUAGGUCAUUUAAACUAAAGCUAAUUGAAAUGGUUAAAAUAGAGUUGCCAUAACCUCACUUGUGGCUAAUCAGCAGUAUCUAUUGGACCUUGUGCCCUGAGCUUAACCAAUUUUUGCCUACAAUUUAUUUAGAUCUGGGAAAUUGAUACAACUAAAAUGUAGUUGCUGGGAGAUGUUGCUUUCUGCAGAAAUAAGAAAAUAAGUUCUUACAAUCCACAGUGAUUUUUAUUAUCAUUUCAUUAGUAGUAUUGAAAACAAAUUUGACUAAGAUUUUCAGUUUCAACAUCAAGAAUGCAAACUUCAGAACUUGAGCCACAUUUGUGUUCCUGGUCCAUGGCCUCUGUCAACCCUUCACCCAAUUUUGAGCAGUAUUAAAUGUGACAAACCUAGAGCUGCAGUCUUUGCAUCUUGUAAACUAGAACUUGUACAAAAGUCUGCUGCGGAGUCCAUCACUGUGUGCCUGGCACUGCAUAAAACCUGUACCCACUGUUCUAAGAUAACAAGUUUUGUUCAAUGUUUCUAAUAAUAACCUUUUAAAUAAACAAAAUUAAAGAUGAUCUAGAUUUGUAGUCUUUUUUGAACUGUAUUAAACCUAUUUUAAGACCAAUUGUUCUAUUACUAUGAUCUUGGUGAUUUUUUUUCACUGCUUCUGAUGUUCAUGCCAUACACCUUUUAUUUGUCAUAACUGUUUUAUAUUCAAGAACGUGUGGUUCCUACUCCAUUGCUGAAUCACCCCUCCCAUGCUGUUAGCUGGUAUUCCCACCCAGUAAUUUAAUUCUGGUGUACUGUAUUUAUUUAUGUGGGUACAGUAUAAUCCAAACCUACCUCUACAUGUUUGCCAAUAUUUGACAUUCCUUC
This is a messenger RNA of Pristis pectinata (smalltooth sawfish), 9571 nucleotides long. Its product is annotated as inositol polyphosphate-4-phosphatase type I A. Gene Ontology annotation, cellular component: cytoplasm. Lineage: Eukaryota; Metazoa; Chordata; Chondrichthyes; Rhinopristiformes; Pristidae. Gene Ontology annotation, molecular function: phosphatidylinositol-3,4-bisphosphate 4-phosphatase activity. The coding region runs from base 719 to 3616 and encodes 965 amino acids. The record is from RefSeq and is a predicted model, not a curated record. The transcript has 27 exons.